AUGCUUUCAAAAUCACAAACAACCUCAUCACCAUCUGCACCAGGCCCCUGUGUCAAAUUUGCAACCCUUACUCACCGUUCUGAUCCCAAGAUCUCGCCGUCAGAUCAGCUUGCGAGGCGUCAAAGCUACAACCGUGCUCGAUCCGCUGGCCAACCAAGCUCUAGCGCCAAACCUGCUCAAGGUUUUGGCGGAGCUACUCUUACUGCAGAAGCAGCUAGGCGAGAGCUGAUAUUGAGUGUAACUCAACCAGGCAGAAGUCAGACUUCGAACCGUAUUUGUUCUGAAGGGAGCGAAUUCGCUAAUCUUCGACGCGUUAGCCGUACACAAGCUUCCAAUCUUGCCAAACCUCACCGAAGUCGCUCCUUGCAAGGCUUCUUCCCAUCACCAAUUUUGGCGUCCCAGCCUGUGAUACGCCCCGAUAACAGGCCCGCUGCCCGCGUCCAAACUGAACCAAUUCCGCGUCGGCUAUGGAAAAAGAAAGCGAAACCGGUUUACGCUCUAUGUCAUUCUCGGGCACCACUAGCCCCAUUUCUAUCGUUACCAGCCAGGGUCUUAUCUUCGAUGUCUCAUAUAAAUCCGGGAAACUCAAUCAAAAUUAUUCAAAAGAAAGUUCAUCGUGCGGUACUGGUAGAUGUCAAGAAGCCGUCGAAGAUAAUGAAGCAAUCCAGCUCAUCGACCACGUCUCGUUCCCCAAACAUUCGAAAAGCUGUCACCAAAUAUCGCAUCAAAGCACACGAGGAAGACCACCAGGUUCUCCAAGGAUUCCUCAAUAACAAUGUGAUCCACUUGGAGGAGAGUGAUCCUGAAGCAGCGGAAGAGGCAGAAGAAAACCAAAAGUCGGACAAAACAAGGAUACGGAGCACGCUACUGAGAAGAAUUCCCCACGCAUCGAUGUUCCCCAAUCCCAUCCGCUCGUCCUCAGUUGGCUCGAGCCAGAGCUCUUCCUCUUCCAAUUCAAACAACACCAAUUCCGCUCAUUCCAAUGCCUCAACUGCGUCUACUUCCUGGAAUCGCAUCUAA
This is a messenger RNA of Puccinia triticina, 1020 nucleotides long. RefSeq lists its product as uncharacterized. The record is from RefSeq and is a predicted model, not a curated record. The transcript has a single exon. Lineage: Eukaryota; Fungi; Basidiomycota; Pucciniomycetes; Pucciniales; Pucciniaceae. The coding region runs from base 1 to 1020 and encodes 339 amino acids.